Penaeus monodon (black tiger shrimp) is the source of this 1401-nucleotide messenger RNA. Its product is annotated as kinesin-like protein KIF21B. The transcript has 2 exons. The record is from RefSeq and is a predicted model, not a curated record. NCBI's taxonomy places the organism in Eukaryota, Metazoa, Arthropoda, Malacostraca, Decapoda, Penaeidae. Bases 181 to 924 code for a protein of 247 amino acids.
UCGCACAAGGCAGACAGUUUACGCUAACCGUCGUUCAGUGCACUUCCGACUCUCCAUUAGGAACCAAGGAUUUAUCUGUAUCAUUUACGAUAUAAGGAGUGUAUAGCAAGUGAAGAAUAAUUGAAGAAGUGGAUAACAGUCGGUGAUACUAAUUCGACCCUCCUCCCUCCCCUUCAAAAAAUGAAAAGAUGUGUCGAAACCGCAGUGAUUUUGGUGAUGUCUGCUGUGUUGACUGCCACGGCCCUAAUGAUGAUGCAGCCCUAUGGUAUGGCGGGGGUGGCUUUGGCCUUCACCCUUGCCGGGGUAUACAUCGCUCUCAUGGUGCUGAUUGUGACCGUUAAGUGUUGUUCCCGAGACUCCAACGCACAGCCUGACAUCGAGCGGCAGGCAAGCCACCUCAACGAUGCCCCGCCCCCGUACGACCAGGUAGUCACGAAGCCGCCAUCCUACAGGACCCUCUUCUUCCCAAGUCCGCCUCGCCUCCUGGCCGCCCUUGCCACGAAUCCCGGACUCAUGACGCCGCCAGGAGACACGAAGACAGCGUCAGGACUUGCAGCCAGUUUCGGUGCCCCGUUGUCCGCGGCGGAUGGGAAUGGGUUAACUACGCCGCUUCCUACAGUCCAUGGAACACUUCCUUCUAGUUAUCCUGUGAGAGGUGUAACGCCAGGGGGCGUUUCUACGACUCAGGAUGAAGUAAGAGCUCCCUCGGAGGGAGACACGACAGAACGGAGAGCUGGAGAGGAGGGAUCGACGGCUCCAGAGGGAGAACCAGGAUCGAGCGCUCCGUCCAGUCCCCCAAGCAGACCAAGAACGCCUCGGCGUGUUCGCUUUGAGUUGGCGGACUCAGAGUCAGACGGCGGACCGGAGAGUCCUGAGCCUUUGCCUGACGAGGCCAUAGCAGAAGCUGACUCGUCCAAGUCUUGACUGAAGAACAGCUAGUUGAGUCAGGAAAUCGACGAUGCUAUGGGCAAAAAAAAAAUGUCGAGAAGUCCUUCCCCUUUUCGUUGGACUUGACACCCUUCUACAGGCGUUCAUGUUAAUCCUAAUUGUGACUCCAUGAUAAGGCACACUCUGAGUUACACUGGUGACAUCAGUGGGACUUCAUGAACUAUUAUUUUCUCUCAAACUGUGCACACGUUUUUCAGUUAUCUUGUUCUUUUCCCAAGUGUGACAACUUCGGGAAAAACGUAACGUGUGUCAGAUAUGUGAAAUAUAUAUAUAUGGGGGAUCAUUUUGUGAUCCUUGCCUCAUUCGUUGGCAUCUUCACAAUGUUUUCCAGUCGUGUUUUGUGAUGAAAGAGUAUUCAUGGCUUGGAUUAUUCUUCAUCAACCGAGGUGUACCCGUAAUGUGUACAUGUAUACCAGUCCGUGAAAUACGCUAGUAAAUAUUUUUACAAAUGUU